This is a messenger RNA of Neoarthrinium moseri, 945 nucleotides long. RefSeq lists its product as uncharacterized. The transcript has a single exon. The coding region runs from base 1 to 945 and encodes 314 amino acids. Gene Ontology annotation, cellular component: cytoplasm. The record is from RefSeq and is a predicted model, not a curated record. Gene Ontology annotation, biological process: L-cysteine biosynthetic process. NCBI's taxonomy places the organism in Eukaryota, Fungi, Ascomycota, Sordariomycetes, Amphisphaeriales, Apiosporaceae.
AUGGCUGCCGUUCCACCGGCCUCAGAAAAUGUCCUCGACGUUAUCGGGAACACCCGAUGUGUCAAGCUUCGGCACGUGGUCCCGGAAGGAUGCGCCGAUGUGUUCCUUAAGCUGGAGAGCUUAAACCCAACAGGCUCGUACAAGGACCGCAUGGCACGCUCGAUUGUGGAAGAGGCCGAGCUCCGGGGGGACCUGAAGCCGGGCACGACGUUGGUCGAGGCAACGGGCGGCAGCACCGGAUCGUCGCUCGCCUUCGUGUGCGCCAUUAAGGGGUACGAGUUCCAGGUCGUGUGCUCCGAUGCCUUCUCCACCGAGAAGCUGCGCACCAUGGCCGCUUUCGGCGCCAAGCUUGACCUAGUCCUGAGUCCGACCAAGCGCAUAACGCCGGACCUCUUCCCUUCCAUGCGGGAGCGGGCUCACUCGCUGGCCCAGCGUCCAGAUCACUAUUUCGUGGACCAAUUUAACAAUAAAGAUGCGCUGGUAGGCUACCGGAUACUGGGAGAGGAACUCCUGCAACAGCUCCCGGACGGCGUCGACGGGUUCUGCGCCGCGGUGGGUGGUGCUGGCAUGAUCAUGGGCGUGGCCAAAGUCCUCAAGUCGCAGUCGAAACCUUGCGAGGUAGUGGUGCUGGAACCCGAGGCGGCGCCAUUCCUCACGACCGGCCGCGGAGGAGUGCACGGCAUUGAGGGCAUCGGGGCCGGGAUGGUACCGCCAUUGCUUGACAAAGCCUUGUAUGAUGAGGUGCAGACCGUUCCCGAGGAUGAAGCAAGGACUAUGUGUCGGCGCAUUGCUCGCGAAGAAGGGCUACUGGUUGGUACAUCCACUGGUGUCAACGUUGUGGCAGCCCUGAGACUAGCACAGAAACUUGGACCUGGAAAAACCGUUGUAACAGUUGCUUGCGAUACGGGACUGAAGUAUAUGACUUCCGCUCUAUUCGAAAAAUAG